AUGGCAAGCCUGCAGCAAGAGCAGCUGGUGUCUGAGAUUGUUCCAACAACAAAGGGAAACAGCAACCGUAUAGCAGCUCUUAACUUGGAUGGCCAGUCCCCACCUUGCAUUGAUCAUGGCCAUCCGGACCAGCAGAAACCUGGAUGGAGGAAGUUCCUAUCAUACGUAGGACCCGGUUUUCUUGUUUCAUUAGCUUAUCUUGAUCCAGGAAACUUGGAAACCGAUUUGCAAGCAGGAGCCAACCAUGGAUACGAGCUGUUAUGGGUGAUACUUAUUGGUUUGAUCUUCGCUCUCAUAAUCCAAUCUCUAGCUGCAAAUCUUGGUGUAAGCACCGGUAAACACCUAUCUGAGUUGUGCAAGGCUGAGUACCCAAAGUUGGUGAAACUGUGCCUAUGGUUGCUAGCAGAGGUAGCUGUCAUAGCUGCUGAUAUACCUGAAGUGAUCGGAACAGCCUUUGCAUUGAACAUACUAUUUCACAUCCCAAUCUGGGCAGGAGUUCUCAUGACUGGUUUUAGCACUCUCCUACUUCUUGGCCUCCAAAAAUAUGGGGCGAGGAAACUGGAGCUGUUGAUCACAGUGCUGGUGUUUACAAUGGCAGCCUGUUUCUUUGGUGAACUUAGUUAUGUAAAGCCUCCAGCAUCUGGUGUGCUUAAAGGCAUGUUUAUCCCUAAGCUCUCAGGCCAAGGAGCAACUGGUGAUGCUAUUGCUCUACUUGGAGCCCUUGUCAUGCCGCACAACCUCUUUCUUCAUUCUGCUCUAGUGCUUUCUAGGAAAGUACCCAAUUCUGUUCGUGGCAUCAAUGAUGCAUGUCGAUAUUACCUGUUAGAGAGCGGAUUUGCACUACUUGUAGCAUUUUUAAUCAAUGUAUCAAUUAUCUCUGUAUCGGGUACUGUUUGCAUGGGCAAGAAUCUCUCAUCUGAAACUGCUGAUCAAUGCAAUGAUCUUACACUCAACGGGGCUUCUUUCUUACUCAAGGAAGUGCUAGGAAAGUCAAGUUCGACCAUUUAUGCCAUUGCAUUACUAGCCUCAGGACAAAGCUCUACUAUCACAGGCACUUAUGCAGGACAAUAUAUCAUGCAGGGUUUCUUGGAUUUGAAGAUGAGAAAAUGGGUUAGGAACCUUAUGACUAGGUGCAUUGCCAUUACACCAAGUCUCCUAGUCUCAAUUAUAGGUGGAUCAUCAGGGGCAGGCCGAUUAAUCAUUAUUGCAUCGAUGAUUUUGUCCUUUGAACUUCCAUUUGCACUCAUCCCACUUCUGAAAUUCAGCAGCAGUAACACCAAGAUGGGACCGCACAAGAACUCGAUUUAUAUAAUUGUCAUCUCAUGGAUUCUGGGAUUGAUGAUCAUUGGAAUCAAUGUGUAUUAUCUAAGCACAGGCUUUGUGGACUGGCUAACUCAUAACAAUCUGCCCAAAGUUGGAAAUGUGUUUAUCGGGAUCGUAGUCUUUCCUCUGAUGGCAAUAUAUAUUCUUUCUGUCAUCUACCUGACCUUCAGAAAAGACACUGUUGUGACAUACGUUGAGCCAGUAAAGAAUGAUCCUAAUCUUGAAGCUAACAUGGAAAGAGGAGAAGGAAAAUCUAACCAGGAAAUGGGAGUGGGUCAGGUACCUUACAGAGAGGAUUUAGCUGAUGUCCCGCUACCAGAGUAG
Messenger RNA from Dovyalis caffra, 1647 nucleotides. The record is from the annotation of a GenBank genome assembly. Lineage: Eukaryota; Viridiplantae; Streptophyta; Magnoliopsida; Malpighiales; Salicaceae.